CUAGAACUCUCUACUGAAGUUUCACUUUAAGCUAGCAUCAUUUUAAUAUACCACUGUCUAGGAGCAUGAAGCUCAACUAAUAGCAUAAAUGGCUACAACUGAAAAAGGUCAAAGCGAUAAAGGAUUGGAGAUGGACCUUCCUAUAGCAGAAACAUUACAUGUUUCAGCUCAGGAUGAAAUGGUUGAUUCUGCUACCUCAAUUUCUUCUGCUAUUCCAUUGUGUGAUAAAACAGCAGCUGGUGACUCUGCCUUGAGGUCUAUAAUAGAAGAAAAUGCUUUUCAAGCUCUGAGUGAUGGACCAUGGGUAAAAAGACCACGUCUUACUCUCUGUGAGGAUAAUUCCACUGAAGACAAUGAUUUUUUAUCCCUCACCUUUCCAAAGAAACUAUGGAAAAUUGUUGAAAGUGAUCAAUUUAAGUCACUUUGGUGGGAUGAUGAUGGAAAUUGUGUAGUGAUUGAUGAAGAGCUCUUUAAAAAGGAGGUGCUAGAAAGGAGAGGCCCUCUGCGAAUUUUUGAAACUGAUUGCAUGAAAAGUUUCAUCCGUCAGCUUAAUCUCUAUGGCUUUAGCAAAAUGCGGCAAGAUUUUCAAAGGUCUGCCUCACUAGCUGAAUUUCUAGCAGAAGAAAAAGCAGCAUCUGCUUUUAGCAAGUUACAGUUCUACCAUAACCCGAAUUUUAAGAGAGGCUAUCCCCACCUCCUUGUAAGAUGUAAAAGAAGAGUUGGCAUCAAAAAUACACCACCAGUUGCUUUCUCAUUAGAACAGGAAUUUAGUGAAAACUGCCUAAAGAAUGAGGGAAGAAACUCAGACAUUCAGUCUGCUUUGGGAACUGCUUCCAUGGAGGAAAAUGACCUUGUUGCAACUGCUUCAAAGGAAAACAUUCAAACGUGUGCACUAAGAAAGCCUACAGUGAAUAAGGGACUUGUCAGAGCAACUGCCCGAAUCAGAAGUGGAUACACUUCUUCACCUGCAGCUUCACUGAGACAAUCAGAUCAUGCUACAGCAGAAGACAAUGAGAAGUUGAAUCAGCUGGCUCCGUUCCAUUUACCUCAAAAUAACAGCCAUACUCGAGUCAGCAACCAUGAUCUAGAUUCCACUACCACUACGUCUGCGACUUCUUUGUAUCACGUCAUACCUCCUGUAUCAAAUAGUCCUUUUGGACCAGUGAUGGGGCUUCCUGCCUUCCCAGCCAUGUAUCCAGACUUAUCAGCUAUGCAGGCUCAUUGGGCUAGUUUGCUGCCAUUUUGUAACCCAUGGUUCUCAAUGCCUAUGAUUGCAGCAGCCUCUGCCAUUUCCAUGUCAAGAUCAUCUCAUCACCGAACUCCAUCGUACCAUCACUGCCCUAAUUGCAACUGCACUUCAAACAAUUCACCAGCUGCCAAAGGCGUUGGACCAAAGACUACUGAAUAUUCAGGAUACCACCCAUAAAUCAAAGGACUUUAACAUUUCCUAUUCUGGGGGACAAGGUCACUGACAAGUCUGCAAUGAAACUGAAGAAUAAAUGUCUUUUCCAGUU
Pelodiscus sinensis (Chinese soft-shelled turtle) is the source of this 1514-nucleotide messenger RNA. Its product is annotated as heat shock transcription factor, Y-linked-like. Gene Ontology annotation, biological process: regulation of DNA-templated transcription. Gene Ontology annotation, molecular function: DNA-binding transcription factor activity; sequence-specific DNA binding. Lineage: Eukaryota; Metazoa; Chordata; Testudines; Trionychidae. The record is from RefSeq and is a predicted model, not a curated record.